AUUUGGGAUCGAGGCCCAGCCAAAAUGACCGGCAAAAUCAUCAUGGUUUCUUGUUUGAAAAUGGUGUAAGGAACUUGAUCUUGCUUCUCACUUGCAGCUAUGGAUUUUCAAAAUCGUGUUGGAUCUAAAACAGGUAGUGGAGGUGUUGCAUCAUGGUCAGAGUCGAACCGAGAUCGGAGGGAAAGACUCCGUCAGCUGGCUCUUGAGACCAUUGACCUCAAUAAGGAUCCAUAUUUUAUGAAAAAUCAUCUUGGGUCUUAUGAAUGUAAGCUAUGUCUCACACUGCAUAAUAAUGAGGGGAGUUAUCUUGCUCACACACAAGGAAAAAAGCAUCAACAAAAUCUUGCAAGAAGAGCUGCAAAGGAAGCAAAAGAGGCCCCGGCUCAGCCUGCCCCUGAAAAGGCCCGUGUUAACAUAAAGAAGUUCGUGAAAAUUGGUAGACCCGGAUAUAAAGUUACAAAGCAACGUGACUCUGAUUCGGGACAACACAGCCUUCUAUUCCAGAUUGACUAUCCUGAGAUUGGUGAGAGCGUCGCUCCACGUCACCGUUUCAUGUCGGCCUAUGAACAGCGUAUCGAGCCUCCAGACAAGACUUGGCAGUAUCUUCUUAUUGCUGCAGAACCGUAUGAAACUAUUUCUUUCAAGGUUCCUAGCAGAGAAAUAGACAAGUCCGAAAACAGGUUCUGGACACAUUGGAACAAGGAUACUAAACAAUUCUUUCUGCAGUUCCACUUUAAGUUGACCCCGUCUCAAAUUCAGCAGAAUGCAGCCCAAAAACUGCAACAGCAACAACAGCAAGAGCAUAAGAUGAGGAAGCAGCAUAGGCCACCGGGACCUCCAAUGAUGCCGCCUCCGCCACCGGGAAUUGCACCAACUCCGCCACCAAAUUUCCCUCCUCCUGGACCCCCGCCACCCGGACAUAGAGGUCCUCGUCGUGACGGAGACAUGUUCCCGCCGCAUGGUGGCCUUCAGCCUCCUAGAGGUCCACCUAGGCCGCCAGGCAUGGAUAUGCAAGAGGGCCCACCCAUGGGAGAGCCACUUCUUCACCCGCCACCUGGGAUGCCACCAUCAGGUCCACCUGGCACAGAGGGCAGCUUCCGACUCCCACCUCCAAUACCGCCGCCAAAUUUAGGUCAUCCUCCGCCAAGACCUGCUGGGGAUGAUAACGAGGAUAUGGAUUAGAGAGGUGACCUUGGAAUCAUAAGAUUAACGCUAGCCAUCAGAGAAGUGCCAAAGCACAGCUAGGGGAUGACGUAACUUCUGUUAUAUUCUUCUGCAAAAACGUACCAAGGUUUUUGUUGCUAGAAAGAAGGUAAAAUAAAGAUACUUCAAAGAACUCAUUAAUUUUCGUCGGUUAAACUCUGUACUUUCGUUUCAACUUCAUCAUUAUAGUUGUAUGUUGCAUGUCGCAUGAAAGGCUCAUAUUCAUUAUUUUC
Messenger RNA from Rhopilema esculentum, 1436 nucleotides. Its product is annotated as splicing factor 3A subunit 2. Gene Ontology annotation, cellular component: U2-type prespliceosome; nucleus; catalytic step 2 spliceosome. Gene Ontology annotation, molecular function: nucleic acid binding; zinc ion binding. The record is from RefSeq and is a predicted model, not a curated record. Lineage: Eukaryota; Metazoa; Cnidaria; Scyphozoa; Rhizostomeae; Rhizostomatidae. Gene Ontology annotation, biological process: spliceosomal complex assembly.